Molecule: messenger RNA, 1547 nt
Organism: Acanthaster planci (crown-of-thorns starfish)
Lineage: Eukaryota; Metazoa; Echinodermata; Asteroidea; Valvatida; Acanthasteridae
Product: dehydrogenase/reductase SDR family member 4-like
Molecular function (GO): carbonyl reductase (NADPH) activity
Source: RefSeq, a predicted model, not a curated record
GUCACGUAAAUUUGUGCUGGAAAUCAGUUUUCCACUCUGAAGUGAACUUUGUGGUCGCAAAUUCACGUACACGAGCACCGGUCACAGGUCUUUUCUGAAACUGAUACCCAAUCCUUCCUACAAGUAAACCCUUCAACAUGCUAUAUGGGUUGUUGGGAACUAGGCGUAUAUAUAAAGCACAUUUGAGUUUGAGAUCAUGCGUUGACUAGCUAGCUAGCUACGAGUACGAUACUUAAGUAAACGCGGACUGGACUUUGGAUGGGAACAGAUUGUUUUUUUGGUGAGAUUGUCUCCUGAGAUCUUAUCAAAACGAAUAAUGAGUCUCGCGUCACACCAUUUAUGGGCGUUUUUAAGGAGCGGUUUUCUUACAAAACUUGCACCAGGUGGUCAGUACCAAAGCUUGGCAGUUAGAAUGGCGAGUGCGGCUGCUUGCAAAAGACUUGUCGGAAAAGUUGCCAUUGUCACGGCCUCCACGGACGGAAUAGGCUUUGCAAUUGCCAAGAGGCUUGGCAGCGAAGGAGCCCACGUGGUGAUUAGUAGCCGUAAGCAAGACAAUGUGGACAGAGCCAUCAAGGAGUUGAAGGAUGAGAACCUCAGUGUCACUGGUAUGGUGUGUCACGUUGGAAAGGCUGAACAUCGUGCAAAGCUUAUCAAUGAGACUGUAGCUAAGCAUGGAGGAAUAGAUAUCCUGGUGUCGAAUGCGGCUGUGAACCCAGCCUUUGGACCUAUGCUUAACACCACAGAAGAACAAUGGGAUAAGAUUUUUGAUGUCAAUGUAAAAUCAACAUUCCUGCUCAUUAAAGAGUGUGUGCCACACAUGGUGGACAGAAAAGGUUCAUCUAUCGUGAUUGUGUCAUCAGUGGGCGGAUACAACCCUUUCUCCUUGCUCGGGUGCUAUUCGAUCUCCAAGACCACUCUACUCGGUAUGACCAGGGCUCUUGCGAGUGAGUGUGGCCCCAUGGGAAUCCGAGUCAACUGCAUCGCUCCAGGAAUCAUCAAGACGAGGUUCAGUGAAGCUUUGUGGAGCGACAAGUCAGUCCUGGAUUUAUCCUUAUUGACGGCAACCAUCAAACGGCCCGGGGAGUCAGACGAGUGUGCAGGUGCCGUGGCUUUCCUGUGCUCAGACGAUGCUUCUUACAUCACGGGCGAAAACAUCUUGAUUACCGGGGGCAUGCACGCACGACUCUAGUCAGGCUUCCGACAACCCACCUACGGGCUUUACCAUAAUACUGCAAGUGGGUUAUGACCUGUCUGUAAUUUUUUCCGACAUCCUUGUUCAGCAGUCAACCAAGACUUGCAUGCACUAACAGGAUUUCAAUGGCUACCACUGCGAAGACCACCUAGGUUUGUGCCAUUAAGCCACACACUGUCCAAGGGAAUUAAGCUUUUUUCCCCUGCAUGAUUAAAAGGAGUGAAGUGGUCACGCUCCGUGAACUUAUCGUUUAUCAUUGAUCAAUAAUUUUCAUAAAUAUUUAUGGAAAAAAUGUCACCUCUUCCACUCAUCAAUGUUCCAAAGAGUCUGGAAACUAAGUUAGCUUGUUGUAAGG